Ectocarpus siliculosus is the source of this 767-nucleotide messenger RNA. Lineage: Eukaryota; Phaeophyceae; Ectocarpales; Ectocarpaceae. The record is from the annotation of a GenBank genome assembly.
CUGAUGAUGAUGCUCCUUGUACUGCUGUUGUAGUGCUCCUGUGUCUCUCUUGCGUGGCGUGCUUGCCUCUGGGUGCUCGGGUACAUCCUUGAACCCCACAUUUCAACAUGAGCUCAGGGGUGCGGCCGGUCCAGUUGAAUGUGUACGACCUUCACGAGUCGAACUCGUGGCUGCAGCACAUUGGGCUGGGGGCGUACCACAGCGGGCUGGAGAUCGGCGGGGUCGAAUACACGUUCAGCGAGGCCGGGGUCGCGCAACACCCGCCUCGCCAGAUCGCAGGGGACGGCGUCUCGUUCAAGACCACCGAGGUGCUGGGAGACUUCAUCGGGACCAUGCCAGACGUGCGGCGCAUCCUCAACGGCCUCAAGGCGGAGGGAUUCGCGGAGGGAGAAUACGACGUCAUCCGCAACAACUGCAACCACUUCUGCGACGAGCUCGCCUUCGCCCUUACCGGGAAAAGGAUCCCGCCUUGGGUCAACCGCGCGGCCACCAUCGCGACUUGGGCGGGUCUAGGAGAGUCCAAGAAAGAAGGUGCCAAUGAUAAAAAAGGAGGCGCAGGGACAGCGGCGUCCUCAGCCACUGCAAGUGCUCCGCCAUCGAGGGAUCGGAAAGAGCUGACGCAGAAGCAACGAGAUCUCUUGUCCAAGAUGCGGACGAACAAAAGCUCAGGUGGUGGGGGGCGAGGAGGUGCAGGAGGCGCGAAAUGAUGUGCGUGUGAAACACCGUCGAGUUUUUAUCCGGUGUGCGGUGGGUUGUUGUUGUGUCUU